Molecule: messenger RNA, 1790 nt
Organism: Centrocercus urophasianus (Greater sage-grouse)
Lineage: Eukaryota; Metazoa; Chordata; Aves; Galliformes; Phasianidae
Product: urea transporter 2-like
Exons: 9
Coding region: 154-1434 (426 amino acids)
Biological process (GO): urea transmembrane transport
Cellular component (GO): membrane
Molecular function (GO): urea transmembrane transporter activity
Source: RefSeq, a predicted model, not a curated record
AGGAAGCAGUAAAGGAUUGCCUUGGAGAGAAGGAAAGUAUUGCAUUUUAUUCCAUACAGAACCAGGAAAGAAAGAUACAGAACAUCUACAAGACCACAUCCUCAGAUAAAAGCAUCUAACCACAGAUUUUCCUCUUCUCACUACUCAAAAAAGAUGGAUCUUGGAGAAAUUGUUGUGGCUGAAAGUCCGGCUGAGAGGAACCUAUGUGCAGAGAAGCAGCCAAGAAGCCAGGAUGUGCUGGGGAGAAGUGGAAAACAAAUCCCCCAAGUUUUCAAGUAUCUCACAGGAGAAAUGAAAGAAUAUGGAGAGUGGAUGAAAAAUAAACCCCUCAUGUUUCAGCUGGUGGACUGGAUCUUGCGAGGCACCUCUCAAGUGAUGUUUGUCAACAACCCUCUCAGCGGGCUCAUCAUUUUAGUGGGGCUUUUCAUCCAGAAGCCAUGGUGGCUGCUGACGGGCUGUGUUGGAACUGUCACAUCAACGUUAACUGCUCUGGCUCUCAGUCAGGAGAGAUCAGCCAUUGCAUCAGGGCUGCACGGCUAUAAUGGGAUCCUGGUGGGAGUGCUCAUGGCUGUCUACUCGGAUAAGGGAGAUUACUACUGGUGGCUUCUUACCCCUGUGGCAGUUAUAUCCAUGGCCUGUCCAGUCCUGUCCAGUGCUUUGGGAUCUAUUUUCAGUAGAUGGGACCUUCCUGUACUCACUCUGCCCUUCAAUACUGCGGUGACUUUGUACUUGGCAGCCACAGGACACUACAACCUUUUUUUUCCUACAACCCUCAUCAAGCCUGUAGCAUCGGUGCCCAAUAUCACCUGGUCUGCAAUCAAUGUGCCUCUGCUCUUGCAGUCCAUCCCAGUUGGUGUUGGUCAAGUGUACGGCUGUGAAAACCCCUGGACUGGAGGCAUCUUCCUUGUUGCUUUAUUCAUCUCUUCCCCACUUAUUUGCUUACAUGCUGCAAUUGGAUCUACAGUUGGAAUGCUUGCAGCACUGAGUAUUGCAGCACCAUUUGACAGCAUCUACCUUGGCUUACACAAUUACAAUUGCGCUCUCGCAUGCAUUGCAAUUGGAGGCAUGUUCUAUGCCCUGACCUGGCAGACUCAUUUGCUGGCCCUUGCUUGUGCAUUGUUUUGUGCCUACUCUGGAGCAGCUCUUACUAAUGCACUAUCUGUGCUUGGACUACCACUCUGUACAUGGCCUUUUUGCUUCUCGGCGCUUCUCUUUUUGCUGUUAACCUCAGACAACCCGGACAUCUACAAAAUCCCCCUCUUCAAAGUCACCUACCCGGAAGCAAACAGGAUCUACUAUCUGAGAAUGAAGAGAAGAGCAUCAGAAAGCAGAAGAGAAGAGCAGAAGCGAAAGGAGCAGGAACCUUCUGGCGACUCAGGAAUAAGCACAGGUGGCACUCCUUUGUGCACCCCCAAAAACAGUCGCAAUCACUGAUUUCAAAUGCCCAGGAGUUAGCAGUUCCUGAGCAGUUGGUUGGAUGCAGCAAAUAUAACCUUCAGCAGCAGCCUGUAAGCCAGGGAUUCAGCACUGCCCUUUCUGGAUAAAAUACAAUUUGCCCUUGAGGCAAGCUUUCCAAAAAGCACUCAGGUAACAUAAUAAUGGCUGUCUUAUCAAUCCACAUGUUGUUAACUUGAAAGCCACCUCUUAUCAACAAUAAUUAUAGGAAUAGGCAGAAGAACAUAAACACUGACAAGGAGCUGUAUUUAAUUUUAGAUGUGUAAUUUAACAAAAUAAAUAUGCCGAGAGGGAGCUGGUAUCUAAUAAUAAUAAAUAAUGUAAGAAGUACAUUA